Molecule: messenger RNA, 1677 nt
Organism: Penicillium bovifimosum
Lineage: Eukaryota; Fungi; Ascomycota; Eurotiomycetes; Eurotiales; Aspergillaceae
Exons: 2
Coding region: 1-1677 (558 amino acids)
Source: RefSeq, a predicted model, not a curated record
AUGACCCACUAUGCAAUGCCUGCUCCGGAUGAGAGCAUGUUUCCACAAUUGAGUGUCAAUUUCGAUGAAUUCCUCCAGUCCCAAGAAAGGAGCCAUACAACGGCUACUUCAUCGCAGCAGUGGCGUGAGGAGAGAUGGAUUCCCUCGACGAGUGAGGGCGGGAGUGGAUCAGUUGGUGCUAUGAUGACGGAGAUUGGACUCGCUCAGAGAAGACUUCUAGACGAUGAACCUUCAAGUGGCCCACAACUUCAAUCUACAGCUGCGCUGUACACGACAGACCCUAUUCAGUCUGCACCGAUCCCCACAGUGCCAAGCUCUCAUUCCUAUCCAUAUAGCGGAGAGGAGAGAACUGGCUCCUCAUAUCCUGGAGCCCCCAAUGGAACUCACUCCGAGACAAAUCAAUCUCCAUUGCUCCCCAGGCAGGGUAUCUACGACUUGACUCCCCCUGAUACCAAUAACUCAAUGGCUCCACCCCCGAGAAGUAGUCUCCAACAAUCAUCCGAGCUAUUCAUGGAACAACAAAGCACACUCGCAAACCAACCCCUGGAUGAUUAUCCCCAGCCCAGACCUCAACAGCCGGACCCAUCUUCUCCACAUGACACCGAACCUCUCUCAUCCAUCAUCACACUACGAUACAGCGGCGUCAAAGCCGACACCACCGCUGCCAGUCUCGUCUCUCCACAAUACUCCCAAUCAAGCGCACCCGACGAGCUCGCUCUACCGGCCAUCCUACCAGCCAUCGACGCGCCAGCCGCAAAGAAAAAGCGCCCAAGAUCCAAGCAACAGUCUGUACCAGACAGCGAUGAAGAUGACGAGCUAGCCAACUCCCGAGACCACGAGUUCAAACCCCCUGGCGCAAACGGUACGGCCGAUCCAUCCGAUACAGAAGAGAUAACCGAGAACAACACCCCGGUCUCGAGUGGAACCCCGGAUGAAACUGACGAAGAAAACACAGAAGCAGCGCCCAAGACUAAGACUACAAAGACAAAACCCCAGGACCCGAAAAAGAAUAAAGCAAAGAAAGCGAAGACUACAUCUACUCCUAACACAGCCGCUGACGAAGACGACGUUAUCUGGCUCAAUACCAAACCUCGCGAUACGCAGGCCUCCAGCGAAAAGGCCACUCCUCAGCCUGAAACACCCGAGACACGAGACCGGGAACCAAUCCCUCUGAUAUCGGAGAAUGCACCUAAUACAUCCAAAGCCUCAACUCCCGAAGAAAAGCAACAACCCGCAAAUCAGGAAAAACCAGCCCCGAAAAAACGCAGCCGCAAGCGAAAACAACCAAUUGAGACCGACACCGAGACUCCAGAGAUAGAAACACCCGAACCGACCAAACCCCCGGAACCUAAAGUCCCGGCCAAAUUAGCCGUUGUCAUCGAUAACAGUCCCAAGUCUGUGCCAACGAAUAUCUGUGAUGAGACUGGUAUGCAAGAACAACAAGGACAACAGCAGGCCGAGUCAGCUACGGCUCCUCCUGUUAUUCCUGCUGCAACUGAAACGAUGGCUCCGCAGACGCCAUCGAAACCAGACGCUAAGGCUGUCAAUACACCGCAAGGUGCAGGCAAGGGUCCGGAUAAGCAUAGUCCCAUCUCGGCGAGGAGUGCUGUGCCGUAUCGUGUGGGAUUGAGUAAGAGGGCGAGGAUUGCGCCGCUGCUUAAGAUGGUGCGGAAGUAG